Gossypium raimondii (Peruvian cotton) is the source of this 2420-nucleotide messenger RNA. RefSeq names its product phosphatidylinositol 4-phosphate 5-kinase 5. Gene Ontology annotation, molecular function: ATP binding; 1-phosphatidylinositol-4-phosphate 5-kinase activity. The transcript has 8 exons. Gene Ontology annotation, biological process: phosphatidylinositol metabolic process. The coding region runs from base 1 to 2313 and encodes 770 amino acids. Lineage: Eukaryota; Viridiplantae; Streptophyta; Magnoliopsida; Malvales; Malvaceae. The record is from RefSeq and is a predicted model, not a curated record.
AUGAGCAAAGAGCACAGUGGUGUUCUACGAGCAUGGGAGAGCACCAUGCGUAAAACACAAGCAGCAAAAAAGCGUGCAAACAACAUUUUUGGGAUAACAUCUAUGGCAAAUGUAACUAAUAAUGAUCUCGAAGAUGAUACUGAUAAAGGUGUUAGCAUAUCUGGGGAAGCGUACUUUGCAGAGAAAAUUCUUCCAAAUGGGGAUUAUUAUACAGGGCAAUGGUAUGAUAAUUUUCCUGAUGGACAAGGGAAAUAUUUGUGGACUGAUGGGUGUAUGUAUUUAGGAGAGUGGCAUAAAGGUAAAACUACGGGGAAAGGAAGGUUUAGUUGGCCCUCUGGUGCUAGUUAUGAAGGGGAGUUUAAAACUGGAUAUAUGGAUGGAACUGGCACAUAUAUUGGAUCCAAUGGGGAUAACUAUAAGGGAAAAUGGGUGAUGAACAUGAAACAUGGUCAUGGCAUCUUGAAUUAUUCAAAUGGAGAUUGCUAUGAUGGAGAAUGGCGUCGCGGUUUACAGGAAGGGCAUGGAAAGUAUCAAUGGCAGAAUAAAAACUAUUAUAUUGGAGAGUGGAAAAAUGGUGUAAUUUUCGGCAAGGGGAUUUUUGUGUGGAGUAAUGGGAAUACGUAUGAUGGCUAUUGGGAAGAUGGAAUGCCAAAAGGAAAUGGAACUUAUCAAUGGCCAGAUGGUAGUUUUUAUGUAGGGAAUUGGAGUAAAGAUCCAGAUGAACAAAAUGGAACAUAUUACCCUUCAGAGUCUUCCUUAGCUGCAAAUCUUGAAUGGGAUCCUACAACAGUGUAUAACGAGUUAGCUGGUUGCAAGAUUUGUGUAGGAGAAAGGGUUUCAAUUAUGCCAUCCCAAAAGAGAUUGGCAACAUGGUAUUCAUCAAAGGGUGGGGAUAAGCCUAGAAGGAUGUCGGUUGAUGGGAGGGUAAGUGUAGGUGUAGAAAGACCAUUAGAUAAAAUGAGCCUAUGGGAGAAUGACGGUAAUAGCAAUGGUUUGAGACAAGUUAGAAGAGAUUUGGAUUGUGAGUUAUUAGGUAUACCUCAUAAUGAUGCAAAUCCUAAGUUUAACCUUGGAUUGCCCUUGAAAGCACCCAAACUAGAAAAAAGACAAGGAGAAACAAUAUCUAAAGGUCACAGGAACUAUGAACUUAUGCUUAAUUUGCAAUUGGGAAUCAGGCAUUCUGUAGGAAGACCCGCUCCAGCAACAAGUUUUGAUCUUAAGGCAUCAGCAUUUGACCCCAAGGACAAAAUUUGGACUAGGUUUCCUCGAGAAGGCAGUAAAUACACUCCACCACAUCAAUCUUAUGAGUUUAAAUGGAAGGAUUAUUGUCCAGUAGUAUUCAGGACAUUGAGAAAAUUAUUCAAGGUAGACCCUGCAGAUUACAUGAUUUCUAUUUGUGGGGACAAUGCACUCAGGGAACUAUCUUCCCCGGGUAAAAGUGGUAGCUUCUUUUAUUUAACAGACGAUGAUCGGUACAUGAUAAAGACAAUGAAGAAAUCAGAGGUGAAAAUGUUUUUAAGGAUGCUUUCAGCCUAUUAUAACCAUGUUCGAUCUUUUGAGAAUACUUUAGUGAUAAAAUAUUAUGGCUUGCAUUGCGUAAAAUUGCCUGGAACAACUCAAAAAAAGGUACGGUUCAUUAUCAUGGGGAACCUCUUACGGUCAGACUAUACAAUUCAUAGACGAUUUGACUUGAAAGGAUCUUCUUUAGGGCGCAUAACAGAGAAGAAUGAAUUUGAGACAGAUAAUACUACUAUACUUAAGGAUCUUGAUCUCAAUUUCAUAUUCAAACUACAAAAAGCUUGGUAUCAAGAGUUUUGUUGGCAAAUAGAAAAAGAUUGUGAGUUUCUUGUACAAGAAAGAACUAUGGACUAUAGUCUUUUAGUGGGUCUUCAUUUUAGAGAAAUAUCAACUAAUGGGGAGCUAAUUCCUUGUCAAAGACGUACUUCCUCCGGAAAUUCUGAGAAUGAAUCGACUGAUCAUAUUUCUAGACCAAAUGCAGACCAACUUCUUCUGGACCCUAAAAGGUGGGCUAGCGUCAAGCUAGGUAGUAACAUGCCAGCAAGGGUAGAAAGAACUAUACGGAAACCUGAACUUGAAUUACAACUUGUGGGAGAACAAACAGGGGAGUGUUAUGAAGUUAUAAUGUUCUUUGGCAUCAUUGACAUACUUCAGGAUUAUGACAUUACCAAAAAACUUGAACAUGCAUAUAAGUCCAUUCAUUAUGACCCUACUUCAAUAUCAGCUGUGGAUCCAAAACAAUACUCUAAGCGAUUUCGUGACUUUAUAUUUAAAGUUUUUGCUGAAGACACUUAGCAAGUUUCUACCAUGAAAAGAAGGCAUGAUGUUGUCUUCCAUGAGUCACUAUGUUGAGUUAGAUAUAUAUUUUAAGGUAUGCCUCAUUUAUCACAAACGAUUGUUGU